UAAUCUCACAACUGGUCGUUUAUAUAGACCCGAUUUAGUUUUCACCUCCACCACCCGAACAAUACCAUCUAUGCCAGGGAAUAAUUUUUCGACUCUACCGACUGGCCAACGAAGAACGGCCCCAAUAAAGUUAGUACCAUUAUCGGAGUACACCACUGAACAUGCGCCCCUUCUGGAUAAAAAGCGUUUGAAGGCAGCCAAAAAUAGAUCGGUUGAUAAAUCCGACACGAGUUCUAAAUGGAGAGCUUUAGUACAUAAGCAUAUGAAUAAACAUAAGUAUGCCUUUUGGCUCUUUACUCCACGAUUUCGACUCAUAGUAAUGAAGAAUGGCCCUGCAAAAUCAACCCCAACAUGUAAAAAGGAUUUUGAAGUUUCUGAAACUCUAACUGAAGGUAAAUCCGCCAUUUUGGGAAAAACGGGCUUCGGAUUUAAUUUAAAACAAUGGUUGCAUUUCCUCAAGUUAUGCCUAAUUGUAUUACGGGCGCCCAGUAUCCAAUAUUUUUGGCGUAGUAUGGAUGAAACUAACGAUGGCCCUGGAGAAGUAGUGGAUGCUUUUGCUCAAAACUAAUAUCAGCAUUUCGUAAACGUCCACCUACACGUAUCAGCCCAUCAUGCAAAAAGAGACUAAGUGGUCGUAAAUUUGCAGUGGAAAGGCUUCUAUUUUCCAACGAUCGA
Molecule: messenger RNA, 675 nt
Organism: Chrysoperla carnea
Lineage: Eukaryota; Metazoa; Arthropoda; Insecta; Neuroptera; Chrysopidae
Exons: 3
Coding region: 71-568 (165 amino acids)
Source: RefSeq, a predicted model, not a curated record